AUGACCGGUGGCGCCUGGGCAGAUAGUGUUUACACCUUCUUCAACAACUCCCUUUUCGCUACUUCUUCCUCUGCGACUACUCUCCUUGGAGACUUGAGGGGUGGGAAUACUUUGCACGACACCUGGGAACAGGAUUUCGAGCGCGUGAUGGAAAUGGGAGGUGAUCUGCCAGAACCUGAUGUUCCUCGAGCUGCAUCACCACUCUCUGAAGAAGAUGCCCCACUAUCAACUGCUAUCAGUGUGGCCAUUGACAAAACACCAAUCAUCGUUGACACACCUCAGUCUAUAUCUGCAGCUAUGCAAGGUCUUGCUAUGGCAGAGGACCGCAAGCUAUUAACACCACCUAUUGAUAACACAGCUGCACUCAAUGAAGGCUCGCAGCCACCCAUUCCUCUCGUUCAGAAGCCUAAGCCCAAGCCCAAGCCCAGGCGCAAGACUAAGGCUGGUACUGGUGCUGAGGGUGCUACUGCUGAGGAUCUUGAAGUGCGAAGGUCUGGCUGA
Molecule: messenger RNA, 501 nt
Organism: Suillus subalutaceus
Lineage: Eukaryota; Fungi; Basidiomycota; Agaricomycetes; Boletales; Suillaceae
Exons: 1
Coding region: 1-501 (166 amino acids)
Source: RefSeq, a predicted model, not a curated record